CCAAAAUGUCCCUCACAAUCUUCCUCCGCCAAAAAGCCCCCGAAAUAACAGCAACAGCCUGCCUCGUCGCCUACGCCGUCCUAAAAAACAAACUCACCCCGGGCGGCGUAUUCGCAGGAAUCAUAACCGCCGCAAUCCACAUGCUACACCCAUGGCCCGCAUUCUUCUGGCUAUUGAUGGUAUUCUUCCUAUUCGGAACAUUCGUGACCAAGAUCGGCCACUCCUCCAAAUCCCACCUGACCCAAUCCUCCACCGGCGGAACCGGAGGCGAAGGAGCUCGCAAAGCAAUCCAAGUCUGGUCGAAUUCCGGCUGGGCAAGUCUUCUGAUCUUGAUCCACGCCUAUCUCUUACACACCCAACCCUUCAUCUCCUCGCACAUCGCGGUGUCCCCAGGCCCGAAUUUUCCAAAACUACUUCGAUUCCUGCCGAUGGGAAUCAUCGCACAAUAUGCAGCAGUGGCUGCGGAUACGUUCGCAUCGGAACUUGGGAUUUUGUCGAAAGAGGAGCCGUUUAUGAUCACGGCGCCGUGGAAGAAGGUGGCGAGGGGGACGAAUGGAGGGGUGACGGUUGAUGGGUUGAAGUACAGUUUGGUUGGGAGUGGGUUGUUGACGUUUGUGGCGGGUGUGGGGCUUUUCUUUGGGGCUCCGAAGGUUGCGAUGGAUGCGAAGGUUUCUGGGGUUUUGGUGAUGGCUGGGUUGGCUGGGAGUGUGAUUGAUUCUGUGCUUGGAGCUUUAUUACAGGUGACUGUGACGGACAAGGGGACAGGAAAGGUCAUUGAAGGUGCUGGUGGUCAACGCGUCAAGGUAUUGCCGGAUGGAAGUAGGGUACAGAUUGGGAGAGAUCUCUUGACCAACAACGGGGUCAAUUUUGUGAUGGCUUGUUCCGCCAGCAUUCUAGCUAUGGGGACGGCCUAUUUGCUGGAUCUGCAAUUCCAGGCUGUCCGCUGAACCACAGGUAGUGGCUCCACCCUGCUGUGCAACUUGG
Molecule: messenger RNA, 984 nt
Organism: Pseudocercospora fijiensis CIRAD86
Lineage: Eukaryota; Fungi; Ascomycota; Dothideomycetes; Mycosphaerellales; Mycosphaerellaceae
Exons: 3
Coding region: 6-947 (313 amino acids)
Cellular component (GO): membrane
Source: RefSeq, a predicted model, not a curated record